AUGGUGAAGCUACCACAAUUCAAAAACGAUCCCGUCGUAAAAUCAUGCACCACCAAGUUAAACAAAAACCAUUUUACAGGUAUCCCAGUAAUUGACCUCUCGCGUCCUCACGACGCUAAGAACCUCAUCGUUGAUGCCUGCCAAAUUUACGGCUUCUUUAAGGUCGUCAAUCAUGGCGUGCCGCCAUUGCUGGUGGCGGAACUAGAAAACGAAGCCCUUGGGUUCUUCAACAUGAGCCCGUCCGAGAAAAACAAGUAUUGUCCUCCAAAUCCUUUAGGGUAUGGUAGCAACAAAAUUGGACCAAAUGGAGACAUUGGGGGUCUCGAAUAUCUUCUCCUCGCUUCCAAUAAUUUCCCAACGAACUCCAAAAUCUUCUCGUUGCUAGCAAAAAGGUAUGUGGAAGAAGUAAGAAAAUUGGGGUGUGAAAUACUGGAGUUGAUGGCAGAGGGACUGAAGAUAGAGCCAAGGAGUGUUUUAAGCAGGAUGUUAAGCGAUGAGAAGGCCGACACUGUCUUCAGGCUCAACCACUAUCCACCGGACCUGGACACGGACCCGGAAGGUCGGGGCAGGAAUCAAAUCGGUUUUGGAGAACAUACGGACCCACACCUUAUAUCAAUUGCAAGAUCUAACACCACAUCAGGGUUCCAAAUCUGUCUGGCUGAUGGAACAUGGGUUGCAGUCCCACCUGAUGACUCCUCCUUCUUCGUCAACGUUGAUGAUUUAUUGCAGGUGAUGACAAAUGGAAGGUUUAGAAGUGUAAGGCAUAGAGUGGUUGCAGACAGGUUGAAGUCAAGGGUUUCGAUGAUAUACUUCGGAGGUCCACCAUUAAUGGAGAAGAUCUCACCGUUGGAUUCACUAAUGGAGCCUGGCGAAGAAAGCUUGUACGAUGAGUUCACCUGGUUUGAGUAUAAAUCAUGUACAUACAAGACUAGGUUGGCUGAUGAUAGACUCUCUUUCUUUUACAAACCUCUCCAUACUUAGAUUUCAUCUGUUGUUAAAAGUCAACUCAUCCAACGCUUUUUGUUUAUCAAGAGCUUGAAUU
This is a messenger RNA of Cynara cardunculus var. scolymus (artichoke), 1042 nucleotides long. Its product is annotated as gibberellin 2-beta-dioxygenase. The transcript is spliced from 3 exons. The record is from RefSeq and is a predicted model, not a curated record. Gene Ontology annotation, biological process: gibberellin catabolic process; response to light stimulus. Bases 1 to 981 code for a protein of 326 amino acids. Lineage: Eukaryota; Viridiplantae; Streptophyta; Magnoliopsida; Asterales; Asteraceae.